AUGUUGAACGUGUUUAUAGUAACCAGCCUGCUUUAUGUUGCAAGUGGUACCACUUAUGUGACCACCAGUAGUCACAUCGAGAUGCCAAUAUACCAAAAGCGUCCUUUGAGCGAGCAAAUGGAGAUGAUUGAUAUCCUGGAUUUGGGUGAUCGUCCGAGAAGACAGGCGGAGCCCAAUCUCCACAAUUCAGCCUCCAAAUUCCUUCUCGAAGUUUACAACGAGAUCAGCGAGGACCAAGAGCCAAAAGAGGUCCUGCAUCAGCGUCACAAACGCUCGCUGGACGAUGACAUCCUGAUUUCAAACGAGGAUCGACAGGAGAUUGCCAGCUGCAACAGCAUCCUUACCUUUUCCAGCCGUAUAAAGCCCGAGGAACCGGGCAACGAGCUUGAUAUGCACAUUACCUUCAAUACCAACGAUGUGCCAGUGGAUUUGAGUUUGGUUCAGGCCAUGCUCAGGAUAUACAAGCAGCCAAGUCUGGUGGACAGAAGGGAGAACUUCACCGUGUCCGUGUAUCGAAAACUGGACAAUCGCCAGGACUUCUCGUAUCGCAUUCUGGGCUCUGUGAAUACUACGACCGGCCAACGUGGCUGGUUGGAAUUCAAUUUGACAGAAACUCUGAGGACUUGGUUACUCAAUAAGGGACUGCAACGGCGAAAUGAGCUAAGGAUAUCAAUUGGCGACUCCCAACUGAGCACCUUUGCUGCUGGAUUGGUGACUCCGCAGACCAGCCGCUCUAGCCUAGAGCCCUUUAUUGUCGGCUAUUUCAAUGGCCCCGAGCUUUUGGUCAAGAUACAGAAACUUCGCUUCAAGAGAGAUCUAGAGAAGCGAAGGGCCGGUGGUUCUCCACCACCUCCUCCUCCACCGCCCGUGGAUCUGUACAGACCUCCACAGUCCUGCGAGCGUCUCAACUUCACCGUGGAUUUCAAAGAGCUGCAUAUGCACAACUGGGUUAUAGCGCCCAAAAAGUUCGAGGCUUAUUUCUGCGGCGGCGGUUGCAACUUCCCGCUGGGCACCAAAAUGAAUGCCACCAACCACGCCAUCGUCCAAACCCUGAUGCACCUGAAGCAGCCGCACUUGCCCAAACCUUGCUGUGUGCCCACAGUUUUGGGAGCCAUUACUAUUCUAAGGUAUCUGAAUGAGGACAUCAUCGACCUGACCAAAUACCAAAAGGCAGUGGCCAAGGAGUGUGGAUGUCAUUAG
Molecule: messenger RNA, 1200 nt
Organism: Drosophila teissieri
Lineage: Eukaryota; Metazoa; Arthropoda; Insecta; Diptera; Drosophilidae
Gene: scw
Product: protein screw
Exons: 1
Coding region: 1-1200 (399 amino acids)
Biological process (GO): BMP signaling pathway; SMAD protein signal transduction
Cellular component (GO): extracellular region
Molecular function (GO): cytokine activity; growth factor activity
Source: RefSeq, a predicted model, not a curated record